AUGGGCUCUUCAAGGACCAUCUCCGAAGCCAAACUCGGCUUUCUUCGUGACCAAGUUCGCGUGCUUUCUGCACCGCUCAACCCGUCCCCUGACUGGCACGAAUACGGCCCAGUAGUCGAGGACGGCAUAGGCGACAAGGCCAUCGGCGAGGUACUGCAGAAAUUCAACACGCUUUUGAAACAGCAUAACCGUGCCGUCUUCUCGACACAGGCCAUACAUCAUGUCUCCCAGCAGAUUGAGCGGCUUUACUGGAACUCCAUCAACCCCGAGUUUGGCGAAGAGGGCUCGCGACAGCCUGACAUCGACAAGGGUGCUGACUUGACGAACAGCAGAAAUAUAUCUCGACUGCCGGAUGAGUGGCCGGAGGACGGAAUGAACGAGGAGGAUAAAUCUCGAUACAACUUGCUUCGAGAGAGACUUAUCAGCCUUGAUGCAGAACGGAAGAAAAAGGAAGACAGACUACUUCAAUAUAAGCGGUUAAAGAGCCUGCUGGAACCAUUUGAGGAUCCCAUGAAUACCAUCCAGCCUAAUCUUGCUACAAGGGAUGGUGAGCUUGGAGCCGAACUAGACCGUAUGAGGAUGCUGCUGGCCAAGGUAGCAAGCAAAGUUGGAAGACUUCAGAGUGACAAUCAAAGUCCUGAGAAAGACCCAGACGCUAUUAUGGACACAGAUGAGAAGCUGGCAAGGCUACUGGAUAUGACCUGA
Molecule: messenger RNA, 705 nt
Organism: Nannizzia gypsea CBS 118893
Lineage: Eukaryota; Fungi; Ascomycota; Eurotiomycetes; Onygenales; Arthrodermataceae
Exons: 4
Coding region: 1-705 (234 amino acids)
Cellular component (GO): Mis6-Sim4 complex
Source: RefSeq, a predicted model, not a curated record